Molecule: messenger RNA, 1909 nt
Organism: Entelurus aequoreus (snake pipefish)
Lineage: Eukaryota; Metazoa; Chordata; Actinopteri; Syngnathiformes; Syngnathidae
Gene: trh
Product: thyrotropin-releasing hormone
Exons: 3
Coding region: 110-910 (266 amino acids)
Biological process (GO): hormone-mediated signaling pathway
Cellular component (GO): extracellular region
Molecular function (GO): thyrotropin-releasing hormone activity
Source: RefSeq, a predicted model, not a curated record
CUUUGCGGGUCAGUAAACACCAACGGUAGGGGCUGGCAGCUUAAAACAUUAUUGUCCACUCAGCAUCCGUCCACUGAAAUAGGAGCAGCUGGGAACUGAAGAGGCUACCAUGUGUCACGCAAUGAAGUCGACAUUUCUUUUCAUCCUGCUGGCUUCUGUCUUGGUCUGCAACUUCAUGACCGUCUGCAGAGGACAGAGCAUCUCUGCUGAGGAGGAGCCCGACCAGAGGACUAUGGACGAUUUGCUUCACCAUAGUGCAGAGAGCCUCCUACUGCGCUCCAUACUGAGAAAGAUGCAAGGAGAAGACCACAGAAGUGCGGGACUUAUUUCUCAGCCAGAGUGGGUGACAAAGCGGCAACAUCCAGGCAAAAGGUACGGCGAGGAUUUGGAGAAGGAAGACGACGGGGAUGAAGAGUACUGGUUGGGUGUUGACAAGAGACAACACCCGGGCAAACGCGAGGAAGUCACGCACUCGCUCAUGGAGCUGCAAAAAAGGCAACACCCAGGAAGGCGCUCCACUACGGGACACCUUUCUGACCACCCCGUCAUCGUCGUGGGUGGACUUUCCAAACGACAGCACCCGGGCAAGCGCUACUUGGUGGUGCGCAGCCGGCGGCAGCACCCUGGUAAGCGGCAGGAAGAGGAGGAAGAGGGGGAUGAGGAGGAGGAGGAGGAGGACCUCCCCGAGGUGGACAAGCGCCAGCACCCCGGGAAACGCUUUUGGGAUCAUUCGGAUCCAGAUUUGUCCGCAGUCAGUCCGUGUGAAGACGUUUUGGACCUCAACAGAUGCGCCAGGACGAAUCUGCUGCUCGAUUUUUUAGACAAGAUCCGAGUGAAGCACGCCGAGGAGAAGAGACAACACCCGGGGAAAAGGUUUGCACCUGAGAGGGAUUUAGUGGACGCAGAGUAGAGUCGUCACAUUCAUGCUGCAGAUCAUGUCAACUCAUUAAUAUGUACCCCAAUAAUUAUCACAAUUAAAAAUGAGAACUGAUUUUUCUUUUGUGAUAUUGUUUUAUUUUUUAAUGAUGUGUGUUUAAUCAUGUAUUUUUUUUGGAGAACUUAGAAGUGUAAAUUAAAGAGUGAGUGCAGGGUGGAUGCGCAAUAAAGGAAUUGUCAUCAUUAUCAACUUUUAGGUAUCAAAUGUAGUUCACUAUAGGCCACGUGUCGACUGGGAGUGUCUCUGUGAGGCAUCACUGUUGGAAUAGAUCAGGGGUGUCAAAUGUAGGAUGAGUUUGCUAAGUAUAAAAAUGAGCCAGCCGAAAUUUUUUAAUGAAAGAAACUGCUGUUCUAAAUGUGUCCACUAGAUGUCGCAAUAGCAAUUAUGUGUAUCUUUGUAGAUUAUGCUACAUAUGUUAAAAAAAACAAAAAAAACACAUGAUGUUAGUGCACCAGUCGAGGAAAAUGAGCAAACUACAUUAAUAACAUCCUGUAAUUGGAUUUUCAUAUAAUUUUUUUAUCUUGACAGAUUGAUAAUUAACAACGAGUUGACUGAUGAACAUUAUCACAUAAUUUAUUCAGAACGUAUAAAUAACGACAAAUAAAGAUAGAAUACUCUUAACCGCAACAUGUAAGUGUAAAAAAACAAAAAACAACAUUAUAAUUUGUACAUUUUCAGAAUGUACUUGUUCUAUUUCUAAACAAAGAAAACAAUCUGAAGUUGUCUUUAUUUUUAAGUUAUCGUGCCAUGUUUUACCAGUCCGGUAGAUUUUUCUCCAUGCGGGCCCCGAUCUAAAAUGAGUUUGACACGCCUGGAAUAGAUGGAUUAAGAAAUGGAAGUGAUCAUAUACUGUACAGUAUUUACACUAAAGUUAUGCCAAGGAAAGUCUUUGCUUUUGAUUUAUUGUCUAUUUGUAAUUGUAAAUGCUAAUAAAUACGAUGCAAGUUUAAUUUAACUUCAUUGCCUACUUCA